This is a messenger RNA of Trichoderma gamsii, 1284 nucleotides long. RefSeq lists its product as hypothetical. Gene Ontology annotation, cellular component: cytoplasm. The record is from RefSeq and is a predicted model, not a curated record. Lineage: Eukaryota; Fungi; Ascomycota; Sordariomycetes; Hypocreales; Hypocreaceae. Gene Ontology annotation, molecular function: indoleamine 2,3-dioxygenase activity; heme binding; metal ion binding. Gene Ontology annotation, biological process: 'de novo' NAD+ biosynthetic process from L-tryptophan. Bases 1 to 1284 code for a protein of 427 amino acids. The transcript has 2 exons.
AUGUCUCCCCACGCUAUUGAUUCACAGACUCUGGGCCAGAACGACCACUGGAACCUAUCCAAGUUUGCCGUCACAAAAAAUGCCUUCCUCCCUGAGGAGAGCCAGCCCAACAGGUUGUCGGACCCCUACUACGAAUCAUGGGAGCUCGUUGCCCACAACCUAGCAGAGCUUAUCGAGGCCGGCCGAGUUCAUGAUGCUAUCAAAGAACUUCCCGUCCUGUCAACGGACUUGCUCAAGUCUGAAGCUGAGUGGCGGAGAGCCUAUGUUAUCCUGGCUUUUUUCACUCACGCAUAUGUCUGGGGAGGAGAAAAGGCUGAAGAAAUUCUCCCAGCUUCAGUCGCCGUUCCGUUUCUCAGAGUCUCUGCCCGCCUCGAACUCCCCCCUGUCUUGACCUAUGCUGCCUGCAACUUGUGGAACUUUAGCUGCUCAGGAGACGACUUCUCCAAGCUGGAAGACCUCAGCACUCUCGUCACCUUUACUGGAACUGAAUCCGAAGCUUGGUUCAUGCUAGUCAGUGUUGCUAUUGAGGCCACUGCCGCACCCAUCAUCCAUACUAUGCUUCGUGCUCUUGAUGCCGUCAAGACCCGCGAUUACGAGGUCAUUAUUAAGUCUCUGCAAGAGCUGAAAGUUGGCAUUGAUAACACUAGUGACCUCAUGGAGAGAAUGUAUGAGCGCUGCGACCCCAUGGAAUUCUAUUACAAAGUUAGACCCUUCCUUGCCGGCAGCAUGAACAUGGAGGAUGCCGGUCUGCCAAAUGGAGUCUUUUAUUCCGAAGGAGAUGGUAAAGGCGAGUGGCGCAAAAUCAGGGGUGGAAGCAACGCACAGAGCUCGCUGAUCCAGUUCUACGACGCUGUCCUCGGCAUCGACCACAAUGGCCACUCAACCUCUACAAAGAGCUUCCACGACGAGAUCAGGGAGUACAUGCCCGGUCCUCAUGGAAGAUUCCUGGUGCAUGUAGCCCGUUCUGGCAGCCUCCGCGGAUUGGCCCUCGAAACACCUGUCCGAGAAGAGCAGCACCGUCUCAGAGAGGCUUACACGGCUGCAGUGGAUGCCCUCACCGAGUUCAGGGGCAAGCACGUCAAGCUCGUGACAAGAUACAUCAUCAUUCCCUCCAAGAAGCCCUGGGCUGGAACCACGCGCAGAAAUCUGGCCAGCUCUUCAUCGAGAAAAGGAGGAGAGGGACUGAUGGGCACUGGAGGCACCGAGCUUAUCCCGUUCCUGCGGCAGGCAAAGGUCGAGACCGAAGUUAACAAGAUUGAAAGGCCCGAAGAUUCUGAGAAAUGA